GGCCUGUGCAGCUGCUCCGAUGCAGUGCUUGGACGUCAGCAGCAGACCCCAGCAGCGGGACGAGGGGAGCGCCCGGGCUGACCCCCUCUGCCCGGCGGGGGCCCGGACAUGCGCACUGGGUCUGCGCCGGGCCUGGGACGGGAGACGCCGCGUCGGUCGGGAGCUGCGGGGAGGCCGGAGACCCGGUGGCAUAUUGCCUUAAAUUGUUUGAAAAAUGGCAGAUGGUCAAGGGGAUAAACCAAUGGAGGCAGAUGUUAAAAUGCUUAAACCUCCACAGUUAGGUUUGAAAUUGGUUCAUCUGGAUUUGAAAGGUGCACCACCCAAGAUCUCCUACCUGCGUGAGAUCUUUCCUCUGUUUGCACACCUUGGUGCAGAUGGUAUUCUCCUGGAGUACGAAGAUAUGUUUCCAUACGAGGGAAAUUUACAAGUUUUAAAAUCUCCAAAUGCUUACAGUCCUUCUGACAUCAAAGAUCUCAUGGAUCUGGCCAGGACACUUAAGUUUGAGAUAAUUCCAUUAGUGCAAACCUUCGGCCACAUGGAGUUUGUACUUAAACAUAAAGCUUUUUCUCACCUUCGUGAAGUGAAAACAUUCCCUAACAGUCUCAAUCCACAUAAAGAAGAGUCUAUGGAAUUGGUAAAGUCUAUGAUUGACCAGAUAAUGGCAAUACAUAAUGACAUAAAGUGGAUACACAUUGGAUCAGAUGAGGUUUAUUACCUUGGUGAUGGUGAAGAAUCCAAGCAAUUGAUUGAGCAAGGCCAAACUAAUAAAGAUAGUCUGUUCAUGUCUCAUGUGAAAGCAGUUGCAAGUUACAUCAUUGCUACUCACUCAAAUGUAAAACCUAUCAUGUGGGAUGACAUGCUCCGAAAUAUCAGUGCAGAUAAACUUAAAGAAUCCAUGUUGGAUCAGCUGGUUGAACCAAUGAUCUGGGUAUAUAAUGCUGAUCUUGAUGUGCAUAAAAUGAUACUUCAAAUACAAAAGUAUCAAAGCACAGGAUUCUCUCAGAUGUGGUUUGCAAGUGCUUUUAAAGGAGCUACAGGUGCAGCUCAAUGUCUAACAUCCAUUAGCUAUCACUUAGCUAAUCACCUGCAGUGGCUGAAUGUAGCUGAGACUCUGCCAAAGAACUCCAUUCAUUUACAGGGGAUAGCAAUCACUGGUUGGCAGAGGUAUGAUCAUUUCUCAGUUUUGUGUGAAUUACUUCCUGUGGGGAUUCCAUCCCUGGCGGUCUGUCUGCAGACCUUGAGACAUGGAGUGUUCUCUGAAAAGGAAGAGGAAUAUGUGAAACAGUCUCUUGGAUGCAAAAGUCUAGGAAUUAAUCUUCUAAGCAUUGAAGAUGCUGGCAGUUUUCCAGGCAGUGAAGUACUUGACCACGUAACUUACGUUAUCACUUACCUACAGGAGUCUGUUGAUAAACUUCUUCAUGAAAACAUAUAUGUAAGAGGAUGGUUCAGUAACUACCACAGAAGGAGAAAAUAUGUCCACCCUGGCAUAAUUCAGAACUUUGAAGGAGAAGUUAGAGGUGUCUAUGCACAUUGGGAGGCAGCUGUAAGUAAGCUGCGUACAGCAAUGGAAAGAAUCUAUUAUCCAGAUACUGUGGAAGAGUGGUUAGAAGAAUACGUUAACCCAGCUUUGAAAAAGUUGCAACACUUCGUGCGAGAUAUGGAUGAAACUUUAGCAUCAAUUAACAUAAAAUAAAAAAAAACACUUGUUUUUAUCUCCAGGAAAAGUAAUUAUAUUGACUUAUUUAAUCUGAAUACAUGACUGCUGCAUUUGGUGAUAUACUGUUAUGUUAAGUAACAAAAACAAGAAAUUAGCAUGAAAUGAGGAUAUUUAAAUCACUGAGAUCCACCAUGUCCAACAGAAUGCAUAUAGUCAAUCCUGGUUUGGACACUACCUGUUUCAUCCGCUGAGGUAUCCUGGCAUGGACAAUACCUCUCAAAUGCUGAAGUGAAGAUAUGAAUAAAAUCUAAAAGAACAAGUUGCAGACAAUGGCCGCCAUUUCACAAUUCAGUUUCUGAGACAGUAACCUCAGUUCACAGAAGACUGUGUUUCUGUGUAUAAUUUAAUUGCUUCAAUAGAAACUUACCUUCAGUCCAUUAUCCAGCUCUGUUUUGAAUAACAUAACUGAAGUCAAACACAGUUAAAUUUACAAAAGAUUCUAAACUAAGGAGAGAAUUGCUGACAAUGGAGUAUGGAAAAAUUGAGUUAAUUUUCUCAGAGAUUGACGACUGAAACAGUAACAGGGAUCAGUCUGGAGUAUGUCUGCUUAAAAACAAUUCUCAAAGUCAAAAGUUGAGUUCUAAUAAAAUAAUUACUGUGGACUUACCAUCUUUUAUAUUAUUCAUUCUGCCAUGUGUUGACAGAUCUUUUAUCUUAUUAAAUAUUCAGUUUAGAUUUGACUUUGAUAAUUAAAACAAAUGUUAAAAUUUCCUGAUGUGAAAGAAUAACUUAAUAAAUUGAUUGAAUUCU
Pristis pectinata (smalltooth sawfish) is the source of this 2467-nucleotide messenger RNA. Its product is annotated as hexosaminidase D-like. The record is from RefSeq and is a predicted model, not a curated record. The transcript has 13 exons. NCBI's taxonomy places the organism in Eukaryota, Metazoa, Chordata, Chondrichthyes, Rhinopristiformes, Pristidae. Bases 215 to 1693 code for a protein of 492 amino acids. Gene Ontology annotation, biological process: carbohydrate metabolic process. Gene Ontology annotation, molecular function: hexosaminidase activity.